AUGGGAAGCGGAAUCAGCUCAGAAAGCAAGGAGUCUGCCAGAAGGUCCAAAGAACUGGAGAAAAAGCUCCAGGAAGACGCUGAGCGUGACGCCAGGACCGUCAAGCUGCUGCUCCUAGGAGCAGGUGAAUCUGGAAAAAGUACUAUCGUUAAGCAAAUGAAGAUCAUCCACAAGAACGGGUACAGUGAGCAGGAGUGCUUGGAGUUCAAAGCAGUGGUCUACAGCAACACUCUGCAGUCCAUCCUAGCCAUCGUGAAAGCCAUGGCCACACUUGGGAUUGAGUAUGCGGACCCCAGGAGCACCGAAGAUCAGCAGCAGCUCUGGACCAUGGCAGAUGCCCUGGAAGAUGGGUUCAUGACAGCUCAACUGGCCGAGGUGAUCAAGCGACUGUGGCGAGACCCAGGGAUCCAGGCCUGCUUCGAAAGAGCCUCUGAAUACCAGCUCAACGACUCUGCAGCCUACUACCUUAAUGAUUUAGACAGAAUAGCUGCUCCUGGAUAUGUGCCAAAUGAGCAAGAUGUUCUUCAUUCCCGAGUGAAGACGACUGGAAUCAUUGAAACUCAGUUCUCCUUUAAGGACUUGCACUUCAGAAUGUUUGAUGUAGGUGGGCAGAGAUCGGAGAGGAAGAAAUGGAUUCACUGCUUUGAAGGCGUCACAUGCAUUAUAUUUUGUGCUGCACUCAGUGCCUAUGACAUGGUCUUGGUAGAAGAUGAAGAAGUGAACAGGAUGCAUGAAAGCCUCCAUCUGUUCAACAGCAUCUGCAACCACAAGUACUUUGCAUCCACCUCCAUCGUCCUCUUUCUCAACAAAAAAGAUCUCUUUCAAGAAAAAGUGAACAAAGUGCAUCUCAGCAUCUGCUUUCCAGAGUACACUGGCCCAAAUACCUUUGAAGAUGCAAGCAACUACAUCAAGAACCAGUUUCUAGACUUGAAUUUGAAGAAAGAAGACAAGGAGAUUUACUGCCACAUGACCUGUGCGACGGACACACAAAACGUCAAGUUCGUGUUUGAUGCUGUUACAGAUAUAAUCAUCAAAGAGAACCUGAAAGACUGUGGGCUUUUCUAACCCUUUCCUCUUCCCUUCUUGCUCACGUGAUCUUUUCAAGAUACAAAAGAAAGGGUGCGAUGUGAUUAGUUUGAAUAGAUAUAGAGAAUAGUAUAGAGAACUGUACUUGCAUUGUAAAACCUGUUCCCCUACAAAAAUUUUAAUGUUAUGAUCACUUGCAACCUGAUCAGUUUCAAUUUCUCCAUCACAUGGAAGACAUGGUCUCUGAUGUCAGCAGAUUUAAAUACAUAUAUUUUGGUAACUGCAACAGUAGAGGUCAGUGAUGCUGAAUUUUCUUGGAAGUAAGUUUCUGUCAGUGGCUUAUUUUUCAUCAUAGAUUAGUGAAAAAGCGGAGUAUUGCAUAUCAUUUCCAUAAGCCAGAUCUUAAGAGGCAACCACUCCCACACUGUGCAGUGUUCGUAAUUGGUCAGUUAGGCCUCACCUCAGCAGUUACAAAAGAAAUAUUCACUGUGCAUAUUCUUGUUGAAGGGCAGUUGCAUGUGCAGAAUAAGUCUGUAUGAUUUUAUCUGCCACACUCUGCCCUUAAGGCCAAAGUUACCUUGGAUUUCCAAACUUUAAUAAUGCACUUUUUUCCACCGUCUUGGAGAAAGAGGAGGAAAGUUAUGGCUGAAUACACAAUGUAGGGCUGAAUUUACCCCCUGGACGAUGGUCUUCACUGAAGAAGUUAUUCCUUGCUUUUUUUUCCAGAGUGACAGGAGAUUUUUAGAUGAUGACUUGAGCUUCUCUAUUGGUACUUAAUGGUACUUCUAAAUAUUAUAUUAUAUUUUAUUCUAAUCAUCAGGCCUACUUUUGCAAAGCUAAAUUGUUACCUUACAAAUUAAUUCAUGUUAUUUAUGGGGAUAAGAGGGGAUUUGUGUGUGUGUGUGUGUGUGUUGUUUUUCUGUUUUGUUUUGUUUUGUUUUUUGCAAAGUGUCAACUAUUUCCAAAAUGCACUCUUUAGGCCUGGCUUGAUAUCGUUUACCCUUCCACCCAGAUGAGAGGUGAUAUGUAAGUCAGACUGUUAGAUCUCCGCAUACUAUUUGUAACGACGCUGAAGAAAAAUUUAAUUAGAUCUUUAAAAGCUAAGUGAGAUGUAGGGAAUCUAACAAGCAACUUGUCAGUCUAGAUUUCUGGUGAGUUUGGAUAAUCCUGCCUCUAGGCAUAGGUACUUCCUGUGAGUGACACAUUUCUAUCCUGAACAGGUGAGAACGGCCGUCACUCAGUAAAUAAUUUCGACUCCAAUGAAAGGUUAAAAAUACCAUCAAAUGAAAAAUAAAUUAUACUUAAUUGUAAUCCCUUUGUAGAACAUACCUUAUUAAGGAGCCCAAGACACUCAGCACAGAAAAGCAUGAGCAAUCACUGCAAUCAAGCAUCGAGAGAGAUCCUGUGGCUGAGAACCAAUUUCUGCAGAGCAACAAGCCAGCGUUUUGUUAGGGGACAUUCACUGCUACGAGAAUGUAAAUUAAGAUUACAAAUACUGUAAUCUCCUCCCUGGAGUUUCUUUGUUUUGUUUCCUUUUUGCUGUGUUGAGGGUUGAAGCCCAGGCCUCCAAAUGCUAGGGAAGUGCCCAACCACUGACUGACACCCUCGGCCUCACCCACUGCUUGUCUUUUUCUCCCCGCUGCACCAUGACCAGUGACAAAAAUAUAUUAAUUGAAGUAUUGAUAUGAUCAUUACUUCGAUAUUGCUUGAUUUUGGUUUGAGACAGGGGCCUUCUCCACUGUCCAGUCUGGCUUUGAGCUCAAAAUUGUCCCCUCUCAUGCUCCCAAAUAGAGGGGACCACACCCCGGGACACCACACCUAGCUUGAGAUUGACCCUCACUCUGAUUUAAACUUUAGAUUCCUCUUUAAAAUAUAAUAGGGGGGUCAAAAUGCUCAGCUUACCUUUUAACACAACAUAAUUCAUUUUGUAAAAAGUGACAAGCAUGCAUUUACUUUAUGAAAUACUAUUCUAUAGGGACUUUAGAAACAAUGUUAAAUGAUCAAAAAAAUGUAAAUCGGUUCAGAUUCUUUUAAGAAUUUUUAAAAAAUUUCUUCCAGUCUUAUGAUUCAACAUAAAAACAUCUUUUCUUCAUGGUCAAAAAUAGUGCCCUGCUAA
Messenger RNA from Heterocephalus glaber (naked mole-rat), 3142 nucleotides. RefSeq names its product G protein subunit alpha transducin 3 (gene Gnat3). Gene Ontology annotation, molecular function: G-protein beta/gamma-subunit complex binding; GTP binding; GTPase activity. Lineage: Eukaryota; Metazoa; Chordata; Mammalia; Rodentia; Bathyergidae. The record is from RefSeq and is a predicted model, not a curated record. Gene Ontology annotation, biological process: adenylate cyclase-modulating G protein-coupled receptor signaling pathway; phototransduction, visible light; detection of light stimulus involved in visual perception. Gene Ontology annotation, cellular component: heterotrimeric G-protein complex; cytoplasm.